Molecule: messenger RNA, 3028 nt
Organism: Halichondria panicea
Lineage: Eukaryota; Metazoa; Porifera; Demospongiae; Suberitida; Halichondriidae
Product: mitogen-activated protein kinase kinase kinase 21-like
Exons: 13
Coding region: 172-2817 (881 amino acids)
Biological process (GO): protein phosphorylation; signal transduction
Cellular component (GO): cytoplasm
Molecular function (GO): protein kinase activity; ATP binding
Source: RefSeq, a predicted model, not a curated record
UCACAUGUUGUGCCACGCCCAUUUUUACAAACAACAAUCAUUGAUGAACAAGACCCUGUUAGGUACUAGGUGUGAUUGAGCCUGUGGAGCUUCGCUCUAGAUACCCACUAAUGUUCUGUGUGUGUGUGAGUCAGUAGAGCCUGAAGCUGUGGUGGUAGUAGCUGCCCUAGGAUGAGUGGUCCUGCUGACGAUGGCAUGGAUGGCCUCAGUGCCUGUGAGUGUCCAGUCUGUUUCAACUUCCUCAGCGAAUCCCUCCCCCCAAUGUCCAUGCCCUGUGGACACACCCUCUGCUCCGUCUGUGUUCACCAGCUUGUAGCCAAGGCAACGACAACAGGAGGGGGUGCUCCGACCUUUCGCUGUCCCUUGUGUCGAGAAUGGGUGAAUAGAGACUCUGUCACUCUCAACCACACCCUCAGGGAUCUGAUUGCCCAGUUGGCGUCCAUUGGUGUGAGGCCUGGUAGCCCACAGAGUCGGCAAGCUAGAGUGUUGUCUGCCCUCCAUGUGGACUUCAGUGAGAUAGAGAUGGGACCAUCUCUUGACAGGGGGGCCUUUGGGGAGGUCUUCAGAGGUUACUGGAAGGGCAAUGACAUUGCGGUCAAGAUGUUCUCCUCUGGUAUAUUAACACCUGAGGCGAUGCAAGCGUUUCAACGUGAAGUGUUUGUAAUGAACUGUCUGCGUCACCCCAAUGUGGUGCUCCUGAUGGGGGCGUGUCAGACCCCGCCCAGGCUCGCCAUACUUAUGGAGUUUGUGGCCGGAGGGUCACUACAUAAGCUGCUCCAUGUGGAUAAGACGAGUCUCUCAUUGGACCAGGUGUGUUCCCUCGGUUGUGACAUCUGUCGAGGACUCCAGUAUCUUCAUUCCAUCAAUAUUCUCCAUCGGGACCUCAAGAGUAAGAAUGUGCUGUUGUCUGGACCACCCCCCUCUGGACAGGCCAAGCUCUGUGACUUUGGACUAGCCAGAAUGAGACUAGAGUCUGCCACACUCACAGGCAAUGUGGGUACUGUGCACUGGUCUGCACCGGAGGUGUUGGCCAACUCCCGCUACAAGUUCCCAGCAGAUAUGUACAGUUUAGGGAUGGUUCUCUAUGAGAUGUCCUGUGGGUGUGUCCCGUUCUCCUCCAUGAUGCCCGUGGCUGUGAUGAUGGCGGUGGCUGUCAAGAGAGAGAAGCCAGCCAUUCCCUCCUCUGUGGACAAGAGAAUGACCCAGCUCAUCUCAGACUGCAUAGCUUGGGAGCCCAGUGAACGUCCGCCAGUGGCUGAGGUUCUCUCCAGCCUCCACACCAUCACACCCCCUCAUAGCAUCACGCCCACACAAGAACGGCGGGCACAACUAUCACACUCUGACAGUCUGGGGAUUGUGUUUGUGAGUGUUACGGACACGGCUAUCCUCCAUAAUCAAGGGGAAGAUCUGGUGGAUGUGGCCAGGAACAUGGGCAUCCUCCAGCAAGACCAGCGCAAUAUCAACAGGUAUCCAUCAGAGGAGGAUCGAUUGUUAGCACGGGAAAUAGAGCUGGCUGAGAGAGAUGCAAUGGUAGCCAGAGAUGAAGAGCUUGCUCACCAAAUGCAACUCAGGGAGAAUGCUUAUCUGACUCCAAGUGACACAAAAACCAAGAUCUUUCCUCCAAAGAAUGUUCUUGACCUCAUCAAAAAGUCAUCCAAUAAAAGACCACCCCCACCAGCUGUUGAAUUAGCUCCCGACCCUGUUAGGACUACACACACCAAACUUGCUGUACCUAGUACCAAGACCACACCCACUACUAAGUCUAUGAAACACGCCAUCCCUCCAACUGAAGCAGUGCCCUUGAGCAAGAAGACCCCAACUACCGAUUUAAGCUCAUCUUCCAAAAAGACGAAAAAGUUUAGCUUUGGCAAGAAAAAGUCUGCUAAAGAUACCUCAGAUGAACCCUCACCUUUAAAGAGCAAACUGAAAUCGAAAACUAUGAAGUCACCCCUCCAAUCUAAGAAACCACCCCCUCCACAUAUCCCACCACCUCCACCACCACCCCCUCCUCCACCCCUACCCCCUUCACUAACUCCUCGCCCCACACCCUUCACAAAGUCCACCCGCCCCCUCAACAAGGCACGGUACUCUAAACGAGAGAUGCUGAGGGAAAUACGGAGCCAUGGUGAGGUUGUGGCACGGAGUCUGAGACCAGUCGAAACCGUGGAGAAGAAAGCAUUCAGAGUGGGACAUGUUGUUGAUGGAUACUCCAGUGAGCGUGCCCAGUUCACUGUCCAGAAUCUCAUCAGGUCAUUUAACCCGUCGCUCUUGAGACAUGUCGAAGUGGUGGAGCCUACACCCCCUUUCCCCGUCGGACAUGUGGUACACCCGACUAGAGGCCAGAAUGUCAAGCGGCUCUCGUCACUGAUUGAACUGAAGCGCGAUCCCCCACCCGUUAGCUUUUCCAAGAGAGGGACACUCAGCCCGGCCAUAAAAGAAGAGAUAGCCAUGUUCAAAGCACAGUGGCUGAAGCAAGUCAUUCCCCAUAUAAGCAACACUCUGCCAACCAUGGAAGACAUUCUCAAUCAACGUGCAAUCGACAGAGCUGAUGACGUGAACACAGGUCAGUCUGAUGCCAGCAACUCUGCCACACAAUCUGCUCUGCUUGCGCUAAACCCGAAUUUGAAAUUGAAAAUCGUCAGUUUCAACAAGAAAUUAUUACAUCGCGUUACCACGGUGAUCAAGCAGUGGACUCCGACAACAGAAGAUAUUGCCAUGGAGAAGAAGCUAUCACAGAGUGGAGAACCUGCCGACUCAGCACAUCCAGAUGAGGAGCCAAAGACAAAAACGAAUGAACAAUUAGAUGGUUUCUGGUAAUUUUUGAACUCUAUAAUAUUAUUUAUAGUCAAUUUUUAUUGAGGCCUGUUAUAGAAGUUUUCAUUUAGGAUUUUUUUUAAUACCUGUACACACGUGCCCACUGUUAUACGUGCGUUAAUGGCGCAGUGGAAUUUAAACACUUCAUUGCUGUAAUACUAGCAGUUUUUUCAUUAUCGCCCUUUAACCCAACCAAAGGUAUUCUAGCUGUUAA